Physella acuta is the source of this 733-nucleotide messenger RNA. Its product is annotated as mediator of RNA polymerase II transcription subunit 29. Gene Ontology annotation, molecular function: transcription factor binding; transcription coregulator activity. NCBI's taxonomy places the organism in Eukaryota, Metazoa, Mollusca, Gastropoda, Physidae. Gene Ontology annotation, biological process: regulation of transcription by RNA polymerase II. Gene Ontology annotation, cellular component: mediator complex. The record is from RefSeq and is a predicted model, not a curated record.
AAUGUUUACUUGGUUCACUUACUAAAAAUACGCCUUGACCCACGACUAGACUAUUCACUAGAGUCUAGAUUUAUUUGAAGUUGACAGGGAAAAUACGCCUGCUGUUAAGCUCUGUUACCUUUUUUAUAAGGAAAGUAUUAAAAUGUCUGCACCUGUCCAGGGCAUGGGCCAAAUGUCAGCAGCUUCUGUAAUGCAUCAUCCUCCUGGGAUGAUUCCCUCUAAUCCUCAAGCUAUUCAGCCUCCACCAACAGUUGAAACUGAUCCCAUAGCCAAAUUUAAAACCUUACUCCCAAAGUUAAAGGAAACAUUGGUGAACUUGUUUAAAACUGGAGGUCAUCUCUUUUAUCAAAAUGCCAGUCAAGAUGAAACAGGUGCACAGCUAGACAAUGUCACAGGGCGAUUUGAAAAAUGUCUGGAAGAAUUCUAUGCUUUAUGUGACCAAGUUGAAAUGUAUUUGAAAUUAGCUCAAGAAGUAAUUCAACAAGAUAAGGACAGUAGCAGAAACACACCUAAUUUGAUUCUACCACAGAAGGGUGACAUCUCUCAGCCAGAAGGCCAACUCUACUCUCAAUACCUCUCCACUGUCAGAGCUCAAAUAAGUUGUGCUAAAGAUAUCAGAGAUUUAUUGCAUGACUGUCUGAAAAAUUUUCAUGAACAUUUGCAUCCAUAGAUGCAAUGGAUAUUCUUAUACAUAUAAAUAGUGUAAAUAGCUGAAUAAAAUACAUUGUUUCUU